Messenger RNA from Meriones unguiculatus (Mongolian gerbil), 12628 nucleotides. RefSeq names its product pappalysin 2 (gene Pappa2). The coding region runs from base 1107 to 6476 and encodes 1789 amino acids. Gene Ontology annotation, molecular function: metallopeptidase activity. The transcript has 23 exons. The record is from RefSeq and is a predicted model, not a curated record. Lineage: Eukaryota; Metazoa; Chordata; Mammalia; Rodentia; Muridae.
AGUGGUGAGCAAAGGAAUGAAGGGGAGAGAGAGAGAGAGAAACUAAACUGGAAGCUUGAGUUUUGUGUUGCCUCUUGAAACCUUAUGAAUGGAUUACUAGCAGCUGAGAGCCAGGAGAGACCUAUGGGGAUGCAAGAUCACCCACACUCUUACAGGGGGAGAAAAGCAGGCGGAACCCUUCCUUGAUGUGCUAUCCCCCCUUCCUGAAAUGAAUGAGACCCACCAGGCUCCCUGAAGGUGAAAGCAAGGGCUCCCAGACUCAUUUGAUCAGGAGACCAGCAGACUGGCAGCCAGAGAACUUUACAGAGACUUGCAGCACACCAACAAGUUGGACGGAAAUAAAAACAAAAACCAAUACCAAACAAAAAAAAACCAAAAAAACAAAACAACAACAACAACAACAACAAACUCUCUUCAAUAGUCAACAACCCUGAGCUCCGCUGAGGGAGCAUUCACCUACCCAGGCAGACUGGAGGCUGCAUGGACAUCUGGCUGAGGACUCUGAAGAGAAAGAAAGUUAAGUACCAGCUUGUAUUUUUGUGUCCCCAGAUUAUUUUCUCAUUUUAAAAGAAUAAGCAUCAAAUCAUGUCUCAGCCCAAGAGGUUUUAUUUUAUCUUAUUUUAUUUUCAGUUUGCUUUAAGUUGAACAGAGGCAGAAGAGCACAUUAGAGAAUAAGAUUAUUUUGAGUGACCAGCUAACGUGGUACGUAUCUGAGAGGAUUUUGCUUAUAUUAUACACUCUCUUCUAGUAUCAGUGAGGAGAGGAGUUACUGAAGGAAGAAAAGGUCUCUGGGAGAAAACUCAAAGUAAGAACAGUUAAGUUCAUUUUGAGAGGUCUGAAAUCAAGCAAGAAGAGAGGUCAAGGGAGCCGGCCAGAAGGUCCAGGAGACAGGAGCGACAGAAGCCACAAGGAGCUGGCUGAAUUCCCAGGACAGGUAGCCAGGAGAGGCCUUCUUUUGGGUGCUACUUGAGAAAGUUUGGUUUGUCGUUCAGUUUUCCUGGUGACUUCAAAUCCAUUGCUGGUUGUCUUUUCCUCUCCUCCCCAUCAUUCUUGUGUGGUACCCAGAAAGUGACUUCUGGUUCUUAAGAAGCGUGCUGACGGAAGAUAUGAUGUAUUGGAAGGUCCUGAGAAUAAGCCUGGUGGUUCUGGCUGGGUGGGCAAUCAGUACCACUAACUCGGAGCUGGGCUGGACACGCAAGAAAUCCCUGGCUCAGAGGGGACACCUGAAGCAGGUGCCGUUGGAAGGUGAACACUGUUGGCUGGGACACAAGGUUCGAAGACCCAGAACUGCCCCCCAGCACCAUCUCUUUGGGGUCUACCCAAGCCGACCUGAAAGCUACCUGAGGUCCUACCCUGUGGGGAAGCAGCAAACCCAGAAUGCAGGAUGGAGUAAACAAAGCGCAGCAAGACACGCUUCUAGUGGUGUUCCCGAAGACCUGACUGAAAACCCAGCAGGAGUGAGGAGGGCGUCUGAGCAGCCAGCUGCCCCGUGGGUAAGGGAUGGUCCUAUUGGGCAAUCGGAGCUGCUGAGAGAUGAUGACAGUUAUCCUGGCAAGAGAGAAUCCAACGAGGUUCUAGGUGAGCCUGUGACUCGGGGAAGCUCAGAAACUGCUGCCUCCACCAUCUCCACCUUUGUGUACCAGAAGGGACCCUCAGCAGGGACCCAGAGGAGGGGUGAGACCAAGCCUAGGUUUCCUCACCAAGUUCAGAAGAGGCAGGCAGAAGUGACCAGAGACCCCGAGAAUAACCCUCAAGAUUUCCAGCUUUGGCCUAAGGACCCCCGUAAGCACGGAGAUUGUGACAGUCCAUUGGAGGGCACCAUCCAAAAUGGUGGAGGGGCCUCUGGCCGGGGAGCAGAGACCUUUAACCCUCAAGGAGGAUUGCCUGUACUGUACUUCUCUGGGAAGAGGGAGCGGCUGCUGCUGCGUCCAGAAGUGCUGGCUGAGAUUCCCCGGGAGGCGUUCACAGUGGAAGUCUGGGUGAGACCAGAGGGAGGACAGAGCAACCCAGCCAUCAUUGCAGGUGUGUUUGAUAACUGCUCUCACACGGUCAGUGACAAGGGCUGGGCCCUGGGGAUCCGCUCAGGGCAGGACAAGGGGAGGAGAGAUGCUCGCUUCUUCUUUUCCCUCCGCACGGACCGAGUGAAGAAAGCUACUGUUGUGACUAGCCACAGCCGCUACCGGCCAGGCACAUGGACUCACGUGGCAGCCACUUACGAUGGACAGCGUAUAGCUCUGUACGUGGACGGCACUCGAGUGGCUAGUAGUUCUGACCAGUCUGGCCCACUGAAUAGCCCUUUCAUGGCGUCUUGCCGAUCUCUGCUCCUGGGAGGGGACAGCUCCGAGGACGGGCAUUAUUUCCGCGGAUACCUGGGAACGCUGGCCAUCUGGUCGACCGCCCUCUCACAAACGCACCUCCAGCACAGUCUGCAGCAUCCAGGCGGAGCAGAUGAGUUGAACACCCUGAUCCUGACUGCUACUUUCGCUCCUCUGAAGGAACAGUGGGUCCCCUUCAGAGAUGAGACAUAUCCCUGGCUGGAGGUUCUCAAGGACUCUGAGUCACAGCCUGAGAUUCUGUCACCUUUACAGCCCCCACCCUGUGGACAAACAGCUUGCGACAACGUGGAACUGAUCUCCCAGUACAACAAGCACGGGCCCCUUCGGCGAGAGAAAGUGAUCCGCUACCAGGUGGUCAACAUCUGUGAUGAUGAGGGGCUGCAUCCUAUUGUGAGCGACGAUCAGAUCCGCCGACAGCACCAGGCGCUGAAUGAGGCCUUCAGCCGCUACAACAUCAGCUGGCAGCUGAGUGUCCACCGGGUCCACAACUCCACUCUGCGCCACCGGGUUGUGCUCGUUAACUGUGAGCCCAGCAAGAUUGGCAAUGACCACUGUGACCCUGAGUGCGAGCAUCCACUCACUGGCUACGAUGGGGGCGAUUGCCGCCUGCAGGGCCGCUGCUACUCCUGGAAUCGCAGGGAUGGUCGCUGUCACGUGGAGUGCAACAACAUGCUGAAUGAUUUUGAUGACGGGGACUGCUGUGAUCCUGAAGUGACCGAUGUCCGCAAGACUUGCUUUGACCCUGACUCACCCAAGAGAGCAUACAUGAGUGUGAAGGAGCUGAAGGAGGUCUUGCAGCUCAACAGUAGCCAUUUCCUCAACGUCUACUUUGCCAGCUCUGUUCGGGAAGACCUUGCAGGUGCUGCCACAUGGCCUUGGGACAAGGAAGCUGUCAGUCACCUGGGUGGCGUCGUCCUCAACCCGGCCUAUUACGGCAUGCCGGGCCACACCAACAUCAUGAUCCACGAGGUGGGACACGUCCUGGGACUCUACCAUGUUUUCAAAGGCGUCAGUGAAAGAGAGUCCUGUGAUGAUCCCUGUAGAGAGAUAGUGCCUUCCAUGGAGACAGGAGACCUGUGCGCUGACACUGCUCCUACACCCAAGAGCAAGCUGUGUCAGGACCCAGAGCCAGCUAAUGACACCUGUGGCUUCACUGGCUUCCCCGGGGCUCCAUUCAGCAACUACAUGAGCUACACAGACGAUGACUGCACGGACAACUUCACCCCUAACCAAGUGGCCCGGAUGCAUUGCUAUUUGGACCUCGUAUACCAGCAAUGGAGUGAAAGCCAAAAACCCACCCCUAUACCCAUCCCCCCAAUGGUUAUUGGGCAAACCGACAAGUCCCUCACUAUCCACUGGCUGCCUCCCAUUAGCGGAGUGGUGUAUGACAGGGCCCCUGGCAGUAUGUGUGGUGCCUGCACUGAAGAUGGGACAUUCCUUCAGUAUGUACACAAGGCAUCCUCCGGGCGGGUGUGUGACUCUUCAGGUUACUGGACUCCAGAGGAGGCUGUAGGGCCCCCUGAUGUGGAUCAGCCCUGUGAGCCUAGCUUGCAGGCCUGGAGUCCUGAGCUCCACCUGUACCACAUGAAUAUGACCGUGCCCUGCCCAGUAGAAGGCUGCAGCCUGGAACUGCUUUUCCAACACCCGGUUGAAGCUGAUACCCUCACACUCUGGGUCACUUACCUCUCCGUGGACUCUUCCAAGGCACUCUUUGACGUAGAGAUCUUGCUAGAACACAAGGAAUCUGUGCACCUGGGGCCCUUAAACACUUUUUGUGACACGCCGCUCACCAUCAAGCUCCACGUGGAUGGGAAGGUCUUGGGAGUCAAAGUCUACACCCUUGAUGAACGAAUGGAAAUUGAUGCGGCUCUCCUGACGUCUCGGCCCAAUAGCUCCCUGUGUUCUGGAUGCAGGCCUGUGAGUUACCAUGUUCUCAGAGAGCCUCCUUUUUCCAGUGGCUUGCCCGUGGUGGUGACACACCCGCACAGGAAGUUCACCGACAUGGAGGUCGUGCCGGGGCAGACAUAUCAGUACCAAGUUCAAGCUGCAGCUGGAGGGGAACUCGGAGAAGCGUCUCCACCUCUGAGCCACAUCCAUGGAGGCCCUUACUGUGGAGAUGGGAAGGUGGCAAGGAGUAUGGGAGAAAUGUGCGAUGAUGGAGACCUGUUAAACGGAGAUGGGUGCUCCAAAGCAUGUGAGCUGGAGGAAGGCUUCCACUGUGUAGGGGAGCCAAGCCUUUGCUACAGGUAUGAGGGAGAUGGGAUUUGUGAACCUUUUGAGAAAGAAAUCAGCAUCGUAGACUGUGGCCUGCAUACUCCUGAAGGACACUUGGACCAGUGGGCUACCCAGGCUUAUUCCUACCAUGAAGACAAGAAGAAGUGUCCUGUUUCCAUGCUCACAGGAGAACCUCUUUCAAUGAUCUGUACUUCACACCAUCCAGAUUCAUCCCCACAGCAUCUCUUUACUGGCUGGUUUCCUUGUGUCUUCAGUCUGAAGAAUGCCCAGGAUGAAGGCAGUGAGCAGCCUAAACAUGGCCUUCAGAAGGACAAUGAAAUUUGGCUCGAAGUGUGUUUCGAUAGACCAGGAGUUGCUGUGGCAAUUUUCCUUUUCUUGGCAUCUGAUGGCCUGGUCCCUGGGGAGCAGCAACAGCCAACAGUGACUGCCUACUUGACUGACAUCAGUGGAAGCAACCACUCUCUUGGAACCUAUGACCUGUCAUGUCAGCAUAAUCCACUGGUUAUCAAUAUGAGCCAUCAUGCAAAUGCCUGCCCCCACCAUACCUCCUCCGUGCUGCUGAAUUUUUCAUCCCCACUGGUAGGCAUCUCAGCAGUGGCUCUAAGGACAUCCUCCCACACCAGGUCUUCAGCUCCCGGUAACUGCAUCCUGGAGCAGAACCAUCAGGGACAGAGCUGUGCCCAACGACCAUGUGGAGAACAGAGAACAUGUACGCCAUUGCUACUUGAUCACGCAGACAUGGUAAAUUGUACCUCCAGUGGUCCAGGUCACAUGAAGUGUGCUGUAACUUGUCAAAGGGGGUUUGUCCUUCAGACCAGCAGUGGGCAGUACCUCAGGACUAUGAAGAAAGAGACUCUCCUCACUUGUUCCUCUGGCCACUGGGACAAGGAUGUGACCUGCAAGCCUCUUGACUGUGGUGUUCCAGACUCGUCCUUGGUGAAUUAUGCAAACUUCUCCUGUUUGGAGGGUACCGGAUUCCUGAAACGCUGUUCCAUCUCAUGUGUCCCACCAGCCAAGCUCCAAGGACUGAGCCCGUGGCUGACCUGUCUUGAAGAUGGACUCUGGUCUCUCCCUGAAGUCUACUGCAAGUUGGAAUGUGAUGCUCCUCCAGUUAUUCCAAAUGCUAACUUGCUGCUGCCCCGGUGCCUGGAGGGCAACCAUGAUGUGGGCACCAUUUGCAGAUAUGAAUGCAAACCAGGCUACUAUGUGAAGGAGAAUACGGGAAGCCAAGGCAGAAACAAAUUCCUGAAAAUACAAUGCCUGGAUGAUGGAACCUGGGAGCAAGGGAGCUGCGUCCCAGUGGUCUGUGAGCCUCCUCCUCCGGUCUUUGAAGGCAUGUAUGAAUGUACUGAUGGCUUCAAGCUGAACAGCCAGUGUGUACUCAACUGUAACCAGGAAAAGGAAAGGGCUCCGAUCCUCUGCACUGAAGAGGGGCUAUGGACCCAGGAGUUCAAGCUGUGUGAAAACCUGCAAGGGGAAUGCCCACCACCCACUUCAGAGCUGAACUCUGUGGAGUACAAGUGUGGACAGGGAUAUGGGAUUGGAGCAGUGUGUUCCCCAUCAUGUGUAAUCCCCCCUAGGGACCCUGUGAUACUACCAGAGAAUGUGACUACUGACACUUUGGAGCACUGGAUGGAACCUAUCAGAGUCCAGAGCAUUGUGUGUACCGGCAGGCGUCAGUGGCACCCAGAUCCCUCCCUGGUCCACUGCAUCCAGUCAUGUGAGCCUUUCCAAGCAGAUGGCUGGUGUGACACUAUCAAUAACCGGGCCUAUUGCCACUAUGAUGGGGGAGACUGCUGCUCUUCCACACUCUCUUCCAAGAAGGUUAUUCCAUUUGCUGCUGACUGUGACCUGGAUGAAUGCACCUGUCGUGACCCCAAGGCAGAAGAAAAUCAAAAGCAGUAAACUCAAGGACCAGAGCCCACCAUCCUCUGCUCUGGAGGCAGACUAAGAGAUAGAGGCUCCCAUAUCAGGAUGCAAAGGGUGAAUACAGGACUCAUGGUGGAAUGAGAGCCUAGGACAGAGCCUCUAACAGAUGCAAGAGAAUGUUCGUAGGUGCCAAUUAAUGCAUUAAGUAGCCCAAGUAGGGAGGAAUUACAUGCAAAAGUUUCUGUAAAAAGAUAAUUGAUUUGAAAUGGAAGGAGAAGGACAUUUGUACUCUUCCCCAUUUGUACUCCAUCCUUUUCUCGAUUCUCAUGCUCCUCCCCACUCUGCAUGCUGUCAGUGGCUCAGCCCCACCCAACAUGCAAACAUUAGAAAAUAAGCUGCCAGGGACACUCUGUUAAUACCCAUUUCAAGUGGACUGUCAUCUUCCAGGGCUCAUCUACUCUAAACUGGCCCUUUGCCUUUCUUUUGCAUAGUCUCUCUUAAAUAAUGAGGUUAGCUAUUUCUUUAUAAGUAUUUAAACAUAAUUAUAUGAAUAUAUUAUAUAUUAUAUUUUUUGCUGUUUACUAAGCUAAAGUUUAAUCCAUUUUUUUCCACACGUGCUGCUGUCCAGAUGGAUACUGAAGCUUUGAGGCCAGAAAGAAAGGUUCUUUUGCCUUCCUCUUAGAGAUAGGGAUUGGCAGGUUGGAUGGGAAGAAGGGAGUAGUUGGAAGUCUGGAUGCUGGCCUGUCAGCUGAUCAUCAUUUUAUGACCUGGGAGCUGGGCCUGCUGAAAGGAGAUAGACUUGGCUUGCUAAGGGCAAGAGACACGGAAAGUUACAAGUGGGAACCCAUUUGGAAGUAGGUCCAGGAGAACUAGACAAUGGUUUCUAAGCAUCUAUCAAAACGAGCAUGCAAAUUAUUCUACACUUCUCAGAACUCCCAGUUGGAGUUGGUGGAGUCCAGGGUCUUUUCCACCUCUCCCUGUGCCUAGUCCAAGCAUAACUGCCAGCCAGCCAGCCAGCCAGCCAGUCAAAAGUUUGUAUUAGGGCUCAUUCUCUGGACACCAGGUUCACGGGAACUUACACUCUCUUCGUACUUGGACAGUCGGUGCCUCUCCUUGUUGGAAGUCUCAAAUGAAGCCUGGCCAUCAUUCACAGCCACAUCACCAUCUGUUGAUUUUCUGAGAAAAGAAAAUGCUUUGGAAAUUCAGUGUGGGGAAAAGGUAAAAGAGAUGAAAGCACAGGCAGGGAUAGGAGCCAAAGGCUGUCAGAGAGGUGAGAGGUCAAGAGUAAAUGAGGUUUGAGGAUAGGAGGAGUGAGUGAACAAGUCCCUGUCCCAAAUCUCUAAAAGAGGCCAGAGAUCCCUCAAGCAAUGAGAUAAAUCUUAUUCAAGUACAAGGCAUGAAGUUUGUGGCCCAGUAAGCAACAUGUGGAGUGAGGGUGACACUCUGUGGGGAGAAAGGAGAAUUUCAACUAUUUAGGGUUCAUGUUGUCUUUACCAAUGUUGUCUUGUUCAAUAGCCAUACGGGCUACACACAAAUUGAUCACAUCAGCACUUCUUUUCUUUUCAUCCAUCUUAGGCUCACAUCUUAGGAGUACAUCUUUGGGGUCUGUCCUAGGUAUGUUUUCUUUUAACAGUUUCUGGAUCGCACCAAGAAAGAGAGGUUGGGGCUCAGUUUCUUCUGUUUAACAACAACCUUACAAAGGCUCUGAGCUGUUUCCCUUAAGUUUUAUUCCAGUGGAAACUGAGUCCAGGCAGAACUUGGAACCACUUCUGGUACCUCCACAGCCACUCCUUUUGUUCUCCCUGUUCUUUAUUAUCAAUACUGAAGCAACUGAUCUAUAAAAUAAUAAAGGAAAUCUUACUUACCAACAUCAGCAUAUUACCCCUGCUGUAUAUGAAGAACAAUACUCUGUAAUGAGUUUGGGUAUCAUGAUACACAUAUUACCUAUGGGUAAGUGGAAUGAGGACAACAAAGUCAUCAAGAAAGGGAAUAACAGCGUUAGUCCAUCCAAAAUUGUCUCUAUUCCUAGCUAUAAGGUAAACAGUUCUCAAAUACUGUCUACUGCCUCGGUCAUACCCUCAGUCAAGAGUGGACAUUUCUGUCUGAUACUUCAUUUUAAAAGACUCUGUGAUUUCUUGGCAACAUUCAUGCUGCCCUGGGAAGGCAGGAGGACAGUUUCUAUGGUGUGUGAAAAGUUCCUCAGGCUGAAGGCUACUUAGCCAUAAUCAGCUAGAAACAGAGGCUGCGGUCUUGUCUAGACUUUGUCCCUGGGCCCCAGUGUUUGGAGCAACUCAAGUCCCUCGUAAAGAAAGUGAUCAAAGAUCCUGGGGGCAACUCAUGCUUGCCUUUCCAUGUGAUUGUCUGCAUUCUGUUUCUCUUAGACAUCCAUAAUGUCAUCCAGGGCCCUUGAGAAAGGCUCCUCCCUCCCUCUGUUCCUUUAUUCCGGAGUCACCUCCCUGUUUCUUCUUGUCCCUGGUAUCUAGAGUUUUGAGGUCCACAUGGCACAGAGGUAGCUGACUUCAAUAGUUCCCAUGAUAGCCAUCAGUCACAGAUACAAAAAAGAGGUCAGCAGGGGCAAUGAGCAGAUCUUGGCAAAGAAGGCAGCGAGUAGAAUCUUGGUUCUUUCCUUUCCUUUCCAACAUUACAAGGCAUUGGUCUUGACACUUGAUCUAUUCUGUGUGAACACUAUUGAGUGUGUCACUUAGCACCCAAGGGGACAGUUUGAUUGAAAACACGGUGAAAGGAGCUGAUCUACUGUAUUGUAAUGUAAAACAGCCACAUCCAGUUAUUUUAUAAGAUUAUAAAAGGUUCAUUAAAAAAUCAGCACACAAAAUAUGAAGUGUGUUUGGUGUCUUAUUCUUUGUUUAAAUGAUUUCAUUAUUUCUGAGUCACUUUUCAUUGGCCUGUACCAAGUCCACAAUUCCCUUAUUGGCUGAUCAUUCCCUUCAGUCACUUGAAAAGUAUUUGUUACAUAAAUAGGUUAUGAAAGAGAGAUAAACACGCAAUUCCACAAGAAGAGAUGACAUUUACAAAGGUACAGUAUGUGACAGUGAUGCCAAGUCCCUGGUGAGCUAUGAAAAAAAAAACAUGUUCAAGAAUCAUUUACAUUUCAGAUGUGAUGAGCAUCAUCCCUGGAUACCAACGGGAGGUGUCCUUUGAAGGAUGGUUGGUAAAGGUUGCACUGGACAGGCAGAAGCAGAGGGGAGAGUAGAGAACAGAGGUGAAGAUGUGGAGGUAGCAAUGGGAAAGACCAUCUGUUAGUGGACAUUGGUGAGGCAUCGCUGAAACUUACAACUAAAUUAAUGUACACCAGGCAGUUGGAAAACACAUCUCAUUUAAUUCCCAGGGCGCGGGGAAAUCUGAAAAUCACAUAUUCUCACCUCACAGAGGAGAACACCAACCACCAGUCUGGAGAAGGCAGUUCUGCCAGAUGAUGUAACUGAACCAGCGUCAAGCCUGCCUUGCGGGAUACUGAGGUGUAUGAAGAGGGGAAAAAAAUGGCGAUUAAUAAGAAAGGAGGUGAUGAUGGCCAGUCGCAGAGGUGAAGCUGCCGCUUCCUGUGACAUGGAGGGAAAGAGGGGUCAGGAAAGCAAGUUUUGGAGCGAGAAUAUUAAUUUGCUCCUUUGAUGAACUUUGGUUGAUGGCCAGACAGAUAUAUAAUUAGCUAGAAGUGUCACAAAGAGCCGAGUUCAGCACCCUGGAGGAGGCUUCUGCACCUGGGACCAACAGGCUCAACUCUCUGGUCAUGCCAGACAUAGCAGGGACGGCCGUUUGGAUUGCUUGUCCCACCUACCCGCCUGCACUUGGGAAGACAUGUAGAAAAGGUGGCUGGGAGCAUAACCUUGGACUGCGAGAAAGAGGUUUGUGGUUGGAAAUAAGCAUUUUACAUUAAAAAGGAAUGAUUCCUUGGCAUUUUCCAAAAUAACUCGCGAAGUGCCUUUCCUGUGAUUUUUAGCUAUCUGUGGGUGAGGGGUGAGAUCACUUUGGAUAUUUUACAAGUGAGGAAAUCUAGUGAUGGAGCUAUUACUAGAAAUUUGAAGUAUGUGUUCUAAGUUGCAGGUUGGGAUAGGACUCUAGUUUUUGCUUUGCUCUUAAACGUAAUGUGUUUUCUGUAGACCCAAGAGUGAGCCCAUACCCUACUUCCAUGAGAAAGUUCACAGCUUUUCAUCUGUUUGUGUUUGGAAGUACUUACUGGUUUCCCUGUGGUUUUCUUAGUCUUUCUUCCCUCCUGCUGCUGUCCAUGUUAAAUGGUAGGGAAUCCCCCUUGAGCACCACCUCCCACCCUGACCCUCUCUCAUGCCAGGCCCUGAGUAUAAGCAGAUGCCCUUGAACAUGCCAGUUAGGACAGCUGGACAGGAACAUCUGGCAAGGUUGUAUUCUUCUUAAUAGUUUCCCCAGGGGAAGUCCUGGACAGAGACUUUGGAGCUCUGGUUUUUAUUGACUGGUGAACAGAAAUGACGAGAUGAGUCAUCCAUAAGCCCAGAGCCCUGAGCUCAAAGACCUGCUCUUCCAUCCAGGCCAUGCAGGUGAUGAGAAGCUCUGUGGGUGGGGAAAAAAAGGUGAGCAGGAUGCUUUACAAAUCCAAAUUGUUCCACCGAGUCUCUUGGCCUGGUAUUGUCACUGUGUGUGUACACAUGUAUUCAUGUAUUUGCACAUACAUAUGUUUGUUCUACAUGUAUAUAUGUACAUGUGAAGGCCAAAGGAGAGCCUUAGCCAUUGUCCAUCAAGGUCAGAGGACGGCCUUGGGUAUUGCUCUCAAGCACUAACUACCUUUUUCUUUUCUGAGACAGGCCCUCUCAGUGACCUGGAACUGGCUGGGCUUUCUAGCACUUGAGUCCCAGAGAUCUGCUUACCCACCUCCCCAACGCUGGGAUGACAAAUGACCACCACCAUCCCUGGAGGAUGGAAGCAUUUUAGAGACUGAGAUUUCUUCCAAGCCCCCGAAUCACAUUCAUUUUUAAGUCAUUCAUUUGAUUUGUGUGUGUUUUUUUUAACAUCUCUUUAUUUAAGUUGGGAAAAUUUUUCUAUGAUUUUCUUUUUUUAAAGAUUUUUUUACCUUUAUUAAUUACACUUUAUUCACUUUGUAUCCCCGCAUAAGCCCCUUCCUCCUCCCCUGCCGAUCUCACCCUCCCACCCCUUCUUCACGCAUGCUUCUCCCCAAGUCCACUGAUAGGGGAGGUCCUCCUCUCCUUCCUUCUGACCUUAGUCUAUCAGAUCUCAUCAGAAAUGGCUGCACUGUUGUCUUCUGUGGCCUGGUAAGGUUGCUCCCCUCUCAGGGGGAGGUGAUCAAAGAGCAGGCCAAUCAGAUUAUGUCAGAGGCAGUCCCUCUUCUCAUUACUAUGGAACCCACUUGGACACUAAACUGCCAUGGGCUACAUCUGUGCAGGGGUUCUAGGUUAUCUCCAUGCAUGGUACUUGGUUGGAGUAUGAGUCUCUGGGCAGACCCCUGUGUUCAAAUUUCUCGUUCUGUUGCUUUUUGUUUGAGAGACAUAGACAUAGACAGAGAGAGGCCAAUGGGGGGGGAAAGAAAAGAGAGAGAGGUCGGAAGAGGAGAGAGAAAGAGCACAAAAUUGGGUGGGAGGGAUGAGGGGAAGAGUUAGAGGAGGAGAAAGAAUGUGCUUGCAAGAUAUUGUAUGAAAAAAAAGUGAAAAAAUACCACUGACUCCCACUCUUUGAUAUUUUUAAAAGGAUCAUGUACUAAUAAUGAUCUGUGCCAAUAAACAUUCUGUAUGUUUCUUGUAUGUUUCUCCUGCACAAAGACAAGCUUGACUUAGAAGGUAUUUAUUUUCAAGUCUGUCAAGUUCAUAUUAUUCUAUCAGAAUCCAGGCUGGUGGUCAGCAAACUGGUCUGCUUCAUUCACUUCCUUAGUGGAUCAUUUUGUUUUUGUUUUUGUUUUUCUGAUUCUCCGUUCCACAUUUAGGUAAUGUUGUUAAAUGUUAGUAAGGGCUCAUGUGACAAUGGUGGAGUACAUUCUUGGAAAAACUCUGUCAGUCUAAUCUUUGUCACGUUUCCAAUGAAUAUUUUAAAAACCUCUAAGCGCUGUAAGAUAGUUCUGAGGAACUGCAAUUUGCUAAUGUUUUUGCAAUCAAAUUUUCUUGUAAGGAUAAUUUAAUAUAGCCAAGCUUCCUUUUCUUUGUCCUUGUCUACAUAAAAGUCAUUUAUUUGAAUACAAAUAAAAACAAAUAAAG